GCCGGAAGUGGUGUUUUGAAUUUGUAGUUCGCCGACACCUACAUAACCGAUUCCAGUAGGUACAGUGCGGGGCGUUUUAUAUAUAACUUGGAUGAUUUACAUUUUUUUGUGUCAUGUCACAAAUGACUACCAGUUAAUUGAGGAGUAUACAUUUUAUCGUGGUGAGCAGGAGCCAUUUGAAAUUUGUUAUUGUACAGUAUUUCGUUUUUGUUGUAGUUUAACUUAUCAGCUAUAGGUUUACGGGCGUAUUUUUUUAAACCAGUUUAUUUUAGCGAAACGAAGACCUGUCAUUUUGGUUUAAUGCUUCAGUCAGUCAGUUUUAUUGCUGAUCUGCGUAAGAUAGUAUUGCCGAUCAAAUGAUGCAAACACCAAAGGAGGUGAGAAGUGUCGCUUUGGUGGACAUGUUUUAAUGCUGUUUCGUUAAUGGAUGACGUAAGGAUGAACAAAGGGGCAGCAGCCGGAAAAGAUGGGGAGCAUAGUGGAGCAUCUCACAAGUUUGUGGCAAGUGAAGUCUCAAGUGCGGAGAUGCAAAGUCAUCCAGAUACUGACACUUCUCCUGAAGCCAGUGGAUUGUUGUCAUUGCCGUGGGAGAUGGUAACCCACAUUGCCUCACAUCUUCCUGCUCAGUGUGUCAUCUCUGUGCUGCCAAAGGUCUGUCAUGCUUUGCGCAAUGUCGGGAAGGACAACACUGCCUGGCAGCUGCGGGCACGCAGACUCAUCGGGCCAAAAGCUAGCUUUCCAGUGGGGCCAAGGGAAGACUUUGACUGGCCUUUUGCUUGCUUGGAAAUUGAGAAACUGAUUACCUGCUGGACCAACGUAGCACAGGUUGGGACCAAGGAGCACCAAGAUGAUGCGGACUCGGAAGGGGUGGAGCAGCAACGAAGGGACUUGCCAAAUGGGGAACUGGUAGCAGCAGACAAUAACGCGGGUGCUAUGGAGCAAGAGCAAGUGGAACUACAGGGAGGAGCAUAUGCUGUUGAGGAAGGGGUUGUAUUUGAAGAAAUGGGUGGUGAACCUCACCCUGUGGUCGAUGAGGACCAGCUGGUUCAUUUGAGGGGAGUCCUGGAAGAGAGAUUGGAAGAUAAUCCAGAACAAAUGAUGCAGGAAGAUGGGCACCACCCAGUUGUAUUUGAGGGCCAAGACCAUGAUCCCGAUCAUCAACAGGAUUUGGCUCACCUCGGCUUGCGGGGUAAUGGAGGACGUGUAGAAAAAGAGCAUCAACCGCCCAGCAGCCUGUGUCCGCCCCCAGCAUUAGAAUGCAUCACUCUCCUUUCCGGCCACAUUGCCGAGGUCAACUCCGUCCUCUUGGUCGGCGGCGAUGGGGCUAUUUGCGCCACAGGCUCCAGAGAUCGGGAUGUUAAACUUUGGAAUCUGCAGGCAGACUCUAGCAAUAUGUUGAUGCACACGUUGGUAGGCCAGGGCCACUUCAACACCCAUCAAGGCUGGGUUUGGUGUUUAGCAUCUCAGGGACCCCUUCUGGCUUCCGGGGGCUUCGACAGAACAGUGAGGUUGUGGGACCUCCAAGCCUGCGGGGCAGAGAGGGGAGUGAUCAGGACUGAAGCUGCCGUGAUUUGCUUGUCCUGUCUGCCUGAUGUGUUGCUUGCUGGUACUUUCAAUGAGAACGUCCAAAUGUAUGACCCGAGAGCUGCUGUUCCCUUGGUGAAGACCCUCAGGCACCAUACCAAUUCCGUCCUGUGUCUGGCAGCAGACGACGAGUACAUCAUCUCUGCGAGUAAAGACAACACCGUGGUGGUCCACGAUCGCAGGGCAGACAAAAGCUUGUAUAAAGUUCGGCUGCGCUCUUACCUGCGUUCUAUGAGCUACAGUGAUCGUGAGAUUUGGGGAGGAGACAUCAGGGGCUUGCUUCGCUGUUUUUCCAUGCAGCAGGGGGUCUUAAACCACCUGUCGCAGUUCGAUGUGGGGCACACGGCGAUGGUCACUGGCAUUCACAAGUCACCUGGGAGCCUCUACACUUGCUCCUCUGAUUUUACCGUCAAGGUCCACAUCCCUUGUGGGCCUCCAAAGACAUUAUGCACUUUGCGUCACCAAGAUGGAGUCUCUGGGUUGAGCGUGGAAGCCGGAGUACUGGCUGUCACCUCUGGGGAUAUGUGUGUGGAAAUCUGGAGGCCUCGAAAGAGUGACAUGUGAAAAUGGAUAUGGAUCCAUAACUCACAAUCAUGCACUGUUAAGUUGUGAAAAUAGGAUGUAUUCUGCAUUUUAAAAAUGUCUUCGAUAGCUGUAAGCUAUGAUCAUCACAAUUAUGAAAAAUAAUGUCAAAAUUGUGAAAAAUAAAAUCACUGAGUAUAUCA
Messenger RNA from Hippocampus comes (tiger tail seahorse), 2309 nucleotides. It is a transcript of the gene fbxw9, whose product is annotated as F-box and WD repeat domain containing 9. The record is from RefSeq and is a predicted model, not a curated record. Bases 424 to 2148 code for a protein of 574 amino acids. Gene Ontology annotation, molecular function: protein binding. Lineage: Eukaryota; Metazoa; Chordata; Actinopteri; Syngnathiformes; Syngnathidae. The transcript is spliced from 7 exons.